This is a messenger RNA of Budorcas taxicolor (takin), 2454 nucleotides long. RefSeq names its product synaptonemal complex protein 2 like (gene SYCP2L). The record is from RefSeq and is a predicted model, not a curated record. The transcript is spliced from 29 exons. NCBI's taxonomy places the organism in Eukaryota, Metazoa, Chordata, Mammalia, Artiodactyla, Bovidae. Bases 250 to 2454 code for a protein of 734 amino acids.
UCGCUUCUUACUAAUGCAUUCCAUGAUGAAGGAUUUCAGAAAAUCAAAGAAUAUUUUCAGGAACAGCACCAUGUUCUUCAAAAAUAUAACAAUCUUUUAUUACGCCAUCUCGACAGAUCAAUAAAUAAGGAACUGGAUAAAAAUGAAUUCCAGCAUGUUUCUCUGUUGCUGAAAUGUAUCCAGCGAUUCUUCAUUGAUGGCCUCAAAGAAGAUGAGCCUUUACUGAUUAAGCAGGGUCUGAUCCCAAAGAUGGUUUCCUGGUUUGAAAGAACAGUGGGAUUUCUGACCAUGGCAGACCUAGCCUCAGACACAUCUCUGAAGAACGCGACAGAAGACUUCUUUGACACAGCCUUGAUUAUUUCCAGACGUAGUAGUCAAGGGAAAAUUCAGCUGUUGAAUUCCUUCAUAUUUACCUUGGGAUUUCUAGUGACAGAAGAAGCUGUAAAUCCUUUGAUCCAACGGGAGGCACUGAAGACCUUGAAUGGCAUUCUGCAAGCUGUACCUCGGGAAGAGAGAAAACGUCUCCUCUUGUUGGAAGGCCCUUGUCGUCUUAUGAAAGACCUUGCAAGGACAAUCUUGACUGUGGGUGAUUAUGGCCAGCAGGUGGCUCUUUGUGAAGCGUUGUGUAGACUGACGACGAGACAAUCCAGGGAGGACUUUGUCCCUCAGUGGUUUGAAGAUGACACCAUUGCUAAGGCUUUCAAAGAAAUUAACGACCGAGAAUUUGAGACGGAUUGUAGACGGUUUGUCAAUCACCUAAAUGACAGGCUUGGUGACCAAAGAAGGGUCUAUUCAUUUCCGUGCAUUGCUGCUUUUGCUGGUGAUCAUGAGAUGAGAAAACCUGCAGAUGAAAAAUUAGAGAAAUUUUGGAUCGAUUUCAACCUAGGGAGUCAGAGUGUAACUUUUUAUAUAAACAAUCCUGAGAGUGAUCUGUGGGACUCAGUAAGACUUUUGAAGGAAGCAGUGAUGAAUUUCACCAUACUAGAAACUGAGAUGAAGAUGCUUGAAAUUUACCUGAAGAAGCCUAUUAAUAUCAGAAACAAAGAAGUGACGAAAAUAGAAAUCCAUUUUGAACUGCAGCUCAACAUAUCACAAGCUUCCAUGAAAGCUUUAGGAGAAGACAAACAGGUCAUGCAUGACCAGACAAAAAUCUCAGCCGUUUUUGGCGAAUUAGAGAAAGAAGACACUGAGAUUCCUGGCAGCCACAAAACAGAGACAGACCAGGCAAAGGACUCUACUGGGCCGGCAGAGUUAACCAGGGCUGAAGAUGACCACCGCCUAAUAACUCUCCCCUUAAAUAACCAGUCUGAGCCUGCUCAAACAAAUACAGCUGAUAAUUCACCCAAAAAAUCAAAACUGGAUGAUACACAAAAAGAACUCGAAUAUUCUGUAGAUUUACAAGAAUCAUCAGCAACAACUCAGUUUCCUACAUUAAAUGAUGCGUCUAGGAAAGAUUCUGCUUUUGAGGAUAAAAGAAAGCAAGAAACAAGGAUGUCGUCUGAUUAUAGGAAACACCUUUUCUCGGAGAGUGAUCAGGAUUCAAGUAGUAGUGGCAGUGAGCUGUCUUGGGCCGGUGACCGAAAGCAGAAAUCCUUGAAGUCGUAUCCCAGUAGGAAAAAGACAAGAACCAGAAGGAGCAGCAUAAGAAUCUUGCCUCCUUUUCCUCCCAGUGGUGGCAGUGACCUUGAGAAACAUCAAGUUAAAAUUCUAACACCCUUAUGGAAAGAUUCCUCCAGGCAAAAUAAUGUCACACCUCCCAAAAUUUCUGGAACCGAAUUUCAGAGUAGUUCUGCCUUUUUAACUCCUGAAGAUUCUGCCCAGAAAACAGAACUUCACAGCCCCAGCCAGCUGAGCAAUCUCUCUUCCCUGGAGCACUCAGAUAUUGAAGAAAAUGAAUCUAAGACUAUGGCCCCAGAGUCAUUGAUGAAAAGUACUAGUUUCAAACAUAAACUGCAAAACGUGGAAGACAGAGACAGAGCCCACCGUCACGGCACUAAGUGGAAACAGCCACGGCUGGAAGAUGGUGGUGAACCAGGGGCCCUUUCCUUGGUGGCAGAAGAAGCUGAGUUGGCAGAGAGCAUUUCAACUUCAUCCUUCAACGUUACGCCAGAGAACUUAAAAGGUUCUGUGAUGAUCACUGCUUUUGAAAACUUCACUAGAGAACUGAAAAGAAACUAUGAGCUUAGGUACAGAAGGAGCCCACUUUAUUCAAAAAAUGCAAACGAGGUACCAGAUUGCCUGAUAGAACUUUUAAACCAGAUACAUCAUCGCAGACUGAAUAAACUAGAACAGUUUCAGAGUUUUGUUCUUCAAGAGCUGAGCAGUCUUGACAAGGAUUUCGAGGUUCUUCAACACCUUGAGGACAAUGUUCUGGAAUUUUGGGGUAAGCAGUCAGCUGACCUGAAAUCAUUCUGUGAACUGCAGUUCCAGAGAUUAACUGCAAGAUAUAAAUGA